AUGCCGCGGCUACUUUUGAACACUUAUAUCGUCAGUUGUAAACUCAUGGUGUGUACUACUGUGUUCGUAGCAACGCUAACUCAUUAUUGGUUUCGCGACGUUGACGAAGCCGGUCAUAAAGGACUUCGUAUGAGAUGUUUUCAGUAUGGUAGUAACUGUUACCAAUAUAACCACGGGCAUAAGAUUGUGUGGUUUUUCUGUGGAGUAGUUUCGUUGAAUUUGAUUUUCGAAUUAUUGAAUGUACUCUUGUUGUGGAAACGAACUCGAGCACGUAUUAAUCUGAUCCUAGAGGAAAUUUCACUGCUGACAACAUUAAUAUUUCUUGCCCCUGCUGGCCUUUUCUGUUUGUUUGGGAUCAUUAACAGUUUGCAUCCAAGUUAUUCGAGAACAGACUGGUCGUUCUUCGUAUUUUACAUCGCGUCUACAAUAGCUCUUAUCGAUUUCGUUUGUUCAAUAGUUUCGUAUUGCCGUGAAAAUUCAUUUCGAUCGAAUGUAAUAAAAUAUUCAUCGAAUCAAAAUCAAGGAACAGUUCAUAUUCAAUCAGCAUAA
Adineta ricciae is the source of this 549-nucleotide messenger RNA. The record is from the annotation of a GenBank genome assembly. NCBI's taxonomy places the organism in Eukaryota, Metazoa, Rotifera, Eurotatoria, Adinetida, Adinetidae.